AUUUUUUAGAAAAAAUCAAGCUCGAUUUUUGUUGACAACUUUCUUUGAAAAAUGUAAAUGGCGCCAACUUUAAUAUCUAGCUUAUAAUUGGUUAAAAUUCUUCCUGAAUUUCGAUUGGCUAAUAAACUGACAAAUCAGAAAAUUGUUAGAAAAGAUUUCUGUAUAAAUUUCAUAUAAAGGUUUAUUAAUUCAUAUUGUGAUGAGUAAAUAAAACAGUUAGUUUCUGUAUUUUAAUGUCAAUUAUCAAAUACUAGUGGACUUUAGAAUUAUAAUUAUACUUUGUAUUAAAAAAAAAGAAAAACUUACAUCAAACCUUAGUUGAGUAAUAAAUAGGAUAAACAGGAAUAUAAAAAUGAGCAAUUGAGAUGUUGUAAAAUUUAUUAUUUGGAAUAUCAAACAAAAUCAUAAUGGAAAUUAAUACACAAUGGGGGUUACAGGAAGAUAUUACACACUCCCUACUUCAGUAUGGAUGGCUAAGUAAUGCCACGAGUUCUUGAACACAAAAGUGGUAAACUGCAAUCAAAAACACAAAUCUUUAUUAAAUGAUUAAAUAUUUAAACAAACAAUAUAACAAGAACCAUGAAUAUUUCAAUGAAACUACAUCUUUCAAUAAUUGAUCACAAUUAAUUCUCAAUUUAUAAUAAUAAUAAUAAUAAAUCAAAAUGUUCUCAAUACGUGGACAAUUAUAUAUAACAAAUUAUUUCAAUAUUUCUAUUAUUCUAAUUUAUUACAUAAUUAUAAUCUUUAUUAUUCAUUAUUUAAAUGCUCAAUAUAUACAACCAGGUCUAUGUGAAAAUCAAUGUCAUUGUCCUAAAGGUGAAAAUGUAGUACAUUGUGAUAGACAAGAUCAUUUACAAGGUGUACCAACAAAUUUACCAAAUGGUAUAACAAAAUUAUUUAUACAACAAAGUGAUUUCCCUAUACCAAAUUCAUUAAAUCAAGCAAAUAUGACUGGUUUAGAAAAAUUAGAAUAUUUACGUAUUAUAUAUUGUAAUUUACAAGUAAUUGAACCACGUACAUUUAUUAAAAUGAUUGAAUUAAAACAUUUAGAUUUAUCCCAUAAUUCAUUAAUACGUAUAGAAUCUUAUACAUUUUAUGGUUUACAAUUAAAUAAUUUAUAUUUACGUGAACAACAUUCAUUACCUGAUAAUGGUAUGUUUAUUACAGAAGAUUCAUUUCAUGGUUUAUCAGCGAAUCAAAUUAAUUUACGCGGGAAUCGUAUAAAAUCAAUUCAUUAUGAUAUAUUUAAUAAAGUACCUAGUUUAGAUAGAUUAAUAUUAUCUGAUAAUCGUAUUACAUAUAUUGAUGAUGGAUUUGAAAAAUAUUUUAAUAAACCAAAUAAAUUACUUGAUUUAACUGGGAAUCCAUUAGAAUGUAAUUGUCGUUUAUCAUGGAUUGUUCAACGUAGUAUUGAUUGGAAAGAUAGUUUACCUGGUUUAAAUAUGACAUGUAUACAUUUAACUAGAAAAGAAAAUUCUAUACAAAUAAAAAAUAUAUAUGAAUUAGUAAAAUUAACACCGGAACAAUUAUGUCCAACAUCACGUAUACAACAAAUUUAUAUUAAUGUAUUAGAAGAUACUAAUCGAGCAUUAAUAUCAUGUACAGCAGUUACUAUACCAAAAUAUACACAAAAUUUAAUACAUAAUAAUAUAAAUAUGAUUACAUCUAAUAGAAUAUUAAGUCAUACACCACCAGGUGUAGCAUGGCGUUAUAUAGAAGGUGGACAAUUACGUGAAGUAAGAUAUUUAACUUCAAAUAGUAAUAAUAAUAAUCAAAAUAAUGAAUAUUUAUAUCAAAUGAAUUCAACUAUUGAUAAUCCAUCAGCAACAGUUCAAUUAAAUAUUACAUUAGAUAAAAAACCACGUAAAUAUACAUGUACUACAUGGGAUGAUAAAAAAGAAACAGAAGAGGUAAUAGUUACAUUAAAAGGACCAGAAUUAAUUAAUUUACCAAAAUUUAAUAAUACAUUAUCGAUUGAUCAUGAAUUAAUCAAUACUCAUACUAAUACCAAUACCAAUAAUAAUAAUAAUAAUCAUCGUAAUUAUUAUAUAAAACAAUCAGAUGAUUUAUUACGUAAUGAAAUUUUAUAUGAUCAAUCAUAUUAUUUAUAUCAAAAACAAUUUACAUUAUUAGAAAUGUCUAUUGCAGUAAUUUGUACAUUUCUUACUACAUUAAUAUUUUUAUUAAUUAGUGCGAAAUGUUUACGUUUAUGUAAACAAUAUAAAUUAUUUCAAUUUACAUCAAGUUGUAGUACUAUUGGGAUAAAUGAUACAAAAUCAAUAUAUCAUCCAGUGAAAUUAAUAAAUAAUGAAACUAAUAUGAUAGAACAAAAUAAUAAUAAUAAUAAUAAUACACCAAUUAAAUUAAAUGGUAUACAUUCAUCAAAUAUAAUAAAUGAGAAUGGAUAUAAUUUUAUAAGAACACACACAAAUCCUUAUUCACAAAUGAUUUUAUCAACUUUACAUGGUCAUAAUAUUAUUACUACUACUACUAAUACUAAUAUUACUAAUACUACCAUUACUACUACUACCAAUAAUAAUAGUAAUUUUUCACCACAAAUAAAUCAAUAUCCAAAUCUUACAAAUCAAUAUUUAACAGUCACUUGUACUGGUAAUGGUUUACCUCCAUUACCAUCACCACCAUCAUUACCAAUUCAUUUAGCUUCAUCAUCUGGUUCAGGUACAGAUGAUUUACAACAAAGUUUAGCAUUAUUAACAUCAACUCCAUUAAUACAACAAAAUAAAUUAAGAAAUCUUUUAAAUAAUGAAACAAAUACUGUUGCAUUGUCACCAUUUUUAACUAAUACACAACCACAUAUAACAAAUUGGCUUGUAGCGCCUGGAUCACCAUAUUCCAUUACAGGUAGUCAUGUUUAUGAUGUGCCUAGAACACUUGAAAUUAAUCAAGGUACAUUACCAAUGUCAACAGGUUUAGUGAAUCGAUCUAGUCUACUCAGUGAAUCAGAAUAAAAUAAAAUGAUAUAACUUUGAAUUGUUUUUCUUUUUCGUAUUCUCUACAGAUUUUUCCUCUCUGUUUUUUUUAACGGACACGAUUAAUUUUUUUACAUACAUUUUUCUCGGCAUACUUAAAUACUCCACCUCACUACUGAAUUCAUCGUGUAUUUAAGUCUCUGUUAUAUGGGUAAUCUUUUAAGUUAUUUAGUAUGACCACAUAUCAUCAGGUCUUUCUUUUCAUUAACAGACACUUAAAAAGAAAGAAACAUGUUCUUUUCAAAUUUUCCACUUCAAAAAUAUAUAUUCAACAUUAAAAUAAUUUUUAAUUACUAUACUACUUAUGUGAAUAUAUUACUUACAUUACUGCUAUUACUAUUACCGAUAAUAACUCAAUUAAUUUUCAUACUGCUGUGGCUAAUUGAUAAUAAAUACAAUGAAAAACUCAUUUUUCUUUUGGAUAAUAUAUAUAGUAUGCAAUCAGCUAAUUUAUACUGCUUUUAUUUUUUCAUACAUCCUAAUCACCUAUCACUCUUCCCCCUCCCCCUUGUGCCCAUAUCAAACUGGGGACCAUGUGAUUAAAUAUCAUAGCUUUUAUUCACUUAUUUCUUCUAAAAUAAAAUUCAAUAUUGACGAUGUUUCUGUUUUCUCUUUGACUAUCUUACAAAAAUACAUUUGGAAACAUUAAAAUAAUUUAUUUUAUUCACUUAUCUUGUUAUUGAACGUUUCUAUUGUGUAUUCUUCCAAUUAUUUGCUUAUUUGAUCAUAAAUAAGUAUUUGUAACAGAUUCUAUAAACUACACACAUACAUACACGUGUAAACAUACACAUACAACUUAUAUACAAUGAAGAUCUAGACGGAUAAGUAUGUCAUAGUCACCAUUACUUAUUCUUCAUGAUCUGUUGUUAAACAAGAUCCAGUGAAUAAAUAAAAUAAUCUACCAAAGGGAGUUUAUCGCCUUUCUUUAAAUUCCUUUAUUUUUUUCCCACAGAAAUCUACUUGUAAUGCUUGCCUCAUUUAUUUACUUUCUUUUCGAAUUUGUUUGUUUUUACCACCAGUGUUUACGUUACUUCAUCUUAUGCAACCAUCUCUUUUCACUUUUGUUUUGCUUUCGAGAAAAAUCUACCAUGUUUUACUAUCUUUUAUUUCUAAUUUGUUCUGAUUAAUAAAUUAUUAUUCUCCUCAUUGAACUUAUGACAAUAUUUAUAUAUAAUUCUUUCCAUGAAAGUGACAAGACAGUCCCUGUUGUAUAUAAUCAUAACAAUAAAACUUAUACUAACUACGAAUAUAAUUUGUGCAUAUUUACAAAUUGUAUUUAACUCUCUUUUUCAUUAAUGAAAACAGUGAUAUGAGCACACACACACACACGUGAAAGUUGGAAUAGUAAUUUCUAGUACAAUAAAUAUAUUGGUUUACUUUUG
Molecule: messenger RNA, 4372 nt
Organism: Schistosoma spindalis
Lineage: Eukaryota; Metazoa; Platyhelminthes; Trematoda; Strigeidida; Schistosomatidae
Source: the annotation of a GenBank genome assembly